This is a messenger RNA of Acaulospora colombiana, 1278 nucleotides long. The record is from the annotation of a GenBank genome assembly. NCBI's taxonomy places the organism in Eukaryota, Fungi, Glomeromycota, Glomeromycetes, Diversisporales, Acaulosporaceae.
AUGACCACCACCACCGAAAGACCCAUUGAUGACCACCAUCAGAUAACUGGAGAUUGGCUUUUAAGCGAACAAAGAAAGAUCGAAAACGUUUGCAAUGAAAAUAUCCGAGAAUUUACUACGACUUGUCUGCUGGAAGUUGACUGGCUAAAGAAUUAUUUGACAGGUAUCAUCAUUAACCCCCAUUGUAAGCCUCCUGUCUGCACCAGUUCGAAUCACCGGAGUGACGCGCAACACAAAAUACUUGAGGAUUGCGAACAUGACGCGGAUCAAGAAAAUGCUAGCAAAAUUUCCUUCAACUAUCAACAUCAAAAUGAAGUCGUGUGUUUCGAUGUGCAAGAAAAAAAGGAACAGGACAAAGAAGAAAUUAAGGAUUUGAAUAAUGUCAUAACUAGUGAACAUGAAAGCAAAAAAUUCGAGCGCAAAAAAACUCUAAUUGGUCCAAAUUCCAUCAGGAUCGAACCAAAGAUGGAACCGCGCAUUCUGUCCUCUUUUCGUAGUAGUAAUGCCUCUUCCCGAGAUUGCGUCAAAGGUCUGAAUGAUCUGUCAAAUAAAAAGACAACCCAUAAACGACUAGCACAGUCAAAACCCGAGAUAAAAUCUCUUGUGUUGGCGGCUGCUGCUGCGAAAAAGGAGCAGGAGGAGCAAGAAAAAAAAUACGAAAGAAUAAAAGAAUGGGAAGCAAAGCGCUUGGCUGCUUCACAACGAAGACACGAAGAAGAGCAGAAGCGACUGCAAAAUGCUAGACUGCGUGAAGAAGAGUGGAAAAGGAAAGCAAACUUUAUUCCAGAAACUAAAAAAAAGGAGAACGACAGCUCAAAAAAAAAACGAGUCGAUAAAACUGCACAAAAGAAAAAAGAAAUUGACGCGCGACAAAGAGACGACGUGCCAUCUGAGAAAACAUCAUCGCAACUAGAACAUAAGAACAUUCUGCAGAAAUCACCAUCACAAAGUUCCGAUUUCUUAUGCGACCAGAGGAAUGACCAGUCCGAAUUUGAUUGGAACUCGAGGACGGACGAUGAGUUCCCGCACAGUGAAGAGGAAGAAACAAAACGUCCGGAAUGGUGUCGACAAUCAAAUCUUAACGUUGCACUAAUACAUCAGGCUUCAAUUGACCCCGAGAUCAUUUUUGGAAAGAUUCAACCAUUAAACAUGGAAAAAAUUUUUAGGGGACGUGAACGCAAAUUUCGUCAACGUUCCAGUUCUGCGAACUGGUUUGGUGGAGACGCGUUGACUAUCCAAGAAGAAAUAGAAUAUAAAUUCCGUAUGGGAUUUAAGUAA